AUGUCUUAUCGGGAUUUAAGAAAUUUUAGCGAAGCGAUGCGAGCGCUGGGUUUCCCUAAACCCAUAUCCCUGGAAAGUUUCCGUACUCCAAAUUGGGAGCUGGUGGAAGCCUGUCUCCGUUGGCUGGCGGCCCGGGUGGAACCGGAUGCUGUGCUCGCUGGGGGGAAGGAUACCGUUGAGCAACGCGUUGCCAUGGUGAUGCAUGCUGUUGAGUUGUUUCAUUCCCGCGCAAACCUAAAGCUAAAUGGCAAGAAGCUAUACGGCGCGGACGGGUGGGCGGUGCGCGAGUUGCUCAAAGUGGCCGCGCUGCUGAGGAGUGCGCUCGAGGCGCCGCCGCCCGACCAGCACGAGCACGCCACUCCAAUACUGUAUGACGUCAGCAAUCGGAUUGGAGAAAUAAAACAGGCGCGCACACUGGCCACGGAUAUUACUGCUCAAGGAGCCUUUCUGUACGAUUUAUUGGCAAAAGAACCAGAGAAUAAGGAGUCCCGCGAGCGCGCGCUGUCCCGGCCGCUCGACCCGGCCGGCACGGAGGCGGCGCUGCGGCGCGCGCUGCGGGCGGUCGGCGAGCGGGUGCGGGCGGCGCGCGAGCAGAUCGACAGCGUGGCCGCGAGCGAGGCCGCGCUCGUCGCCAAGCUCGAGCGCCGGCGGGCGGAGCUGCAGCGCGCCGAGAAGAGGCUGCACACCGUGCAGAAGAUCAAACCGGUUUACCAAGGCGAGCUGACAGCCCUUGAGGCAGAAAUUGAAGAACUGUGGGAGCAGUACGUGCUGCGGUACCGCUGUGUGGAGGCGCUCAAGCAUCAGCUCAGCUUGUUGGAGACGGCUCAGACUGAGGCGGCGGAGGAGCAGCAGGCGUCCAUCAUGCAGCUGAUACACAAGUACGAGACGGAGGACGUGCUGGGGAAGCUCAGUGACUCAGAUGACAUGGACUCGAGCGACGAGGACAAAGAGGUGAAGCAGCCGCGACCAGCCACCAGACCCAAAACGAGACUCCGAAUUAAAACCGCAGGUCGUAAGAGAGGGGCGGAGUCGCGGCGCGCGUUCGUGGCGGGGCGCGACUCGCCGGACGACAUCCGCGACGAGGGCGACUCGCGCUCCGACUCGGAGCCCGACCUCUCCGACGAGCAGCUCUACGGUGACGGCCGCGCGGCGCGCUGGUCGCGGCGCCCGCGCACGCGCACGCUCGCCGCCGAACAGCAUUACGCCGACCUCAUCGAAGGGCUCGCAGGAGAGGAAGUGGACUCUUUGGGAAGCUCCUCAGAGAGCGAAUUGCGGCUGACCAGCCCCCGGCUUGGCCGGACUUCUGCGCUCAGUGAUAAUGAGUUUUAACUCGUUUUCACUUUUAACUUUCGCUUCGCUUCGCUUUCGCAUUUCAUAAUAAAUGGAAUGAUGUUUUCUUAAUGUGCCA
Messenger RNA from Zerene cesonia (dogface butterfly), 1408 nucleotides. It is a transcript of the gene Cluap1, whose product is annotated as clusterin-associated protein 1. Gene Ontology annotation, biological process: cilium assembly. The transcript has 12 exons. Gene Ontology annotation, cellular component: cilium; intraciliary transport particle B; centrosome. The coding region runs from base 1 to 1329 and encodes 442 amino acids. NCBI's taxonomy places the organism in Eukaryota, Metazoa, Arthropoda, Insecta, Lepidoptera, Pieridae. The record is from RefSeq and is a predicted model, not a curated record.